AUGGCGGACGGUGAUAAUUGGAAAGAGGAUAUUCAACUCAAAACAGACUUAGAGAAAUAUGUAUGUCAAGGAAUGAACAGGAAAAAAAUUUUGGACUUUGUACAACGAGAUUUUUCGAGCUAUGCGUGGAGCAUACGUACAUUAGACAGGCGUUUACGGUAUUUUGAUAUAUACUACAACCACAGUGAUAUACCAGUUAAUGAUGUGAGAGAAGCAGUACGAAAAGAAAUUGAAGGUCCUGGCAAACUGUUAGGCUAUUGUGCUAUGCACCAAAAAAUAAGACAGGAACACAACUUACUUGUUUCUCGCGAUGCCGUAUAUGAUGUGAUGGCUGACGUUAACCCAGAAGGGUUAAAGGCCCGUGGCCCAGUUGGCGUUAAUAAACAGCGAAAGAAAGGUAAUUUUACUUCAAAAGGCCCAAACUGGGUUCACUCGAUGGACGGGCAUGAUAAGCUUAUGGGCUAUCAAAACUCGACCUUUCGUUUAGCUGUGUACGGAUGCAUAGAUACAGCAAGCUGUAAGAUUCUGUGGUUAAGAAUAUGGGUGUCCAAUUCAGAUCCACGUUUAAUAGGAAGGUGGUAUUUAGAAUACCUCAUGGAAACCAAGAUCAUAUCAAACAUGAUACGAAUUGACAAGGGUACUGAAACAGUUUUAAUGGCCACCAUGCACGCAUUUCUACGUAGAAAUCAUGGUGACCAAUCUGAUACCUCUGAGACUGUAAUCUUUGGACCUUCCACCUCGAAUCAGGUAAAAGAAUGGUGGAAGGAGCUCCAUGAACGAUUAGAAAAAUUUUAUAAAGAGAAACUAAAUAUUCUAAAGGAUCAUGGAUAUUAUAAUCCGCAUAAUGAAACUGACAGAAAUCUUUUGGCAUUUAUUUUAAUUCCUUUAUUACAAAGGGAGCUAGAUAUUUUCAAAGAUACUAUUUGGAACUCCCACAGAAUCCGCAAGCAAGCAGAAACAACGUUACCAGAUGGGAUUCCAAAUCAUAUUCAUGCUUUCCCUGAAGAAUAUCAUAUGGAAGAAUGUGGCUUGCCAGUGCAUGAUGAACAACUACAAGAAGCAGCAGUUUUAUCUGGAGUACUAGAUGUCCAAGAAGAUUUUCUAGAUGCACAUUUUAGACAGAUGUGCGAGCAAGUCACUUCAAACAUGGAUGUCAUUCAAGCUACUAAUUUUAGUGAAUCAUAUAUAACUCUUCGACAUAGCAUCUUGAAUAUGUCUUCUGUAUAA
Dendronephthya gigantea is the source of this 1227-nucleotide messenger RNA. RefSeq lists its product as uncharacterized. The record is from RefSeq and is a predicted model, not a curated record. The transcript is spliced from 4 exons. NCBI's taxonomy places the organism in Eukaryota, Metazoa, Cnidaria, Anthozoa, Malacalcyonacea, Nephtheidae. Bases 1 to 1227 code for a protein of 408 amino acids.